AUGCCCCAUUUCACCCUUGACGACGCGGCAACCCAAUCUCCCUCCGGCCUAACCCGACAUCUCAACACCACCGUCGAAGAAUAUGUCUUCCCUAUCCUCAUCGCCCUCUCAUGGUGCAAUGCCAUCGAGCUGGUCAUCCUCUGUCUCAACACCUUCAAACGCUACACCGGCACCUACUUCUGGUCCCUCCUGAUCGCCUCCCUCUCCAUCAUCCCCUUCAGCCUCGGCUACCUGCUCAAAAUGUUCGGUCUGACUUUCACCAACUACUUCCUCGAGAUCUCCAUAGUCGGCGUCGGCUGGGCCGGCAUGGUCACCGGACAAUCGCUCGUUCUCUGGUCCCGGCUACACCUCGUGCUACAUCAGAAGAAACUCCUGCGCGGCCUCCUCUACCUGAUUAUCUUCGACGGAGUGCUACUACAUUGCUCGAGCGAGGGGCUGGAACUGGCGGUUAAUGCGAUGCCGGAUUCCGAGCCUGUGAAUGUGGCAUUUGGGAUCAUGGAGCGCAUACAGUUGGUAUGGUUCUGUGCGCAGGAGUUGUUGCUCUCGGGGCUGUAUAUACGGGAGACGGCGAGGAUGUUGCGCAUGGAUAGUGGGGAGUUGUCGAGGAGUGUGUUGGUGCAGUUGUUGCUGGUGAAUGUGGUAAUUAUUGUCUUGGAUUUGUCGGUCGUGGGGAUUCAGUAUGCCGGGUUUUUUACGUUCCAGGUGACGUUUAAGGCUUUGGUUUAUAGUAUAAAGUUGAAGUUGGAGUAUGUGAUUUUGGGCAGGUUGGUGGAUGUCGCGUAUGUGAGGUCGCAGACCGAUACGCCGAGGUUUAGGUUUUGA
Aspergillus tubingensis is the source of this 822-nucleotide messenger RNA. RefSeq lists its product as uncharacterized. The transcript has a single exon. The record is from RefSeq and is a predicted model, not a curated record. The coding region runs from base 1 to 822 and encodes 273 amino acids. Lineage: Eukaryota; Fungi; Ascomycota; Eurotiomycetes; Eurotiales; Aspergillaceae.